CGUCCUGCACGGAAGCUGGGUUUAAUUUAUAAGAUUCGUAUAUUUUUAUAUUUGUUGUUUGAUCUCUUCGCUGAUGCUGGGCUGUAGAUUGAGCGACUUAUUCUUGAUCUGGGCGUUACACAACAGUUUCCGUCUAAUUAUAUUUCCCCUCGCCUAGUCCGCCCCACCUCUAGUGAUUGUACAUUCACAAUCACAUAGUAAUCAUUUUACAAAUAGACCGUGACGCGAGUUCACUGCUGAGCGAAGUAUCGCUCGUGAUAGAUUACCCCCGAUAUAACUUUGAUCAAAUAUCCGUUCUCCGUAGAAGCACAGACAAUGAGUGAAAGGUCUAUUUGUCAAACAUGGGCGUCUGUUAUGUUGUAUGACGAUGCCAAUAAGCGAUGGACUCCCUCUGGUGGUGUACAGGGACUCUCCCGUGUACAUAUAUACCACCAUGUUCAGAACAACACUUUCAGAGUGGUGGGACGAUUGAAAUCGGACCAAUCAGUGGUGAUAAACUGUGCAAUCCUGAAAGGCCUGAAAUAUAACCAGGCUACACCAACAUUCCACCAAUGGAGAGACAACAAACAAGUGUAUGGACUGAACUUCCAAAGUGGUGGUGAUGCUGAGAGCUUUGCUCAGUCAAUGCUAUUGGCAUUGGACGCCUUAGCAUCUUCCCUAGCUUCCAAGCCUGCUGCCACUACAGUUUCCAGUCCAACUAUACAGCCAACCAGUCAUACAGUGAUCUCAUCCGUGUCAUCACAUCAGAAUGGACCAGUACUUGAAGAUGAUGCUAUGCGACAUGAAAUGCAACCAGCUGAAACAAGACCGAGAUACGAGACCCCAGUUCCACAACCAAGACGUCCUUCUGAUUCAAGUAUUACAGGAGGAAUGACAGUGCACACAUCUUCUACUGUAGUGUCUCAGUCUCCAGCCAUCCCUCCAGCACCACCGAUGCCCUCACAGACUGUUGUCGCAGCACCACCAGCCCCUCCUGCACCACCAGCCCCUACAGGAGGAAUACCACCUCCUCCCCCGCCACCUCCACCACCAAACUUGGGGUCGUCAUCGAGUGGCGGAAAUGCUUCUGGUUUCGCUGGUGCAUUAGCUGGAGUGAGUCUUAAGAAAACGGCCAAGCCUGCAGAGCCAAGCCCCGCUGUCACCGAAAAAACAGAGAAUGAGCGAGAAGGGAGGGGAUCUGUGUCUAACGUAGCACCCCCAUUAGCUGGUAUGGGAGGUAUGGGGGGUAUGUUGGGUGAAAUGCAAGCCAUGUUAGCAAGGAGGCGGGCACAAGCCGAUGCAUCUUCAGCUGCAAGUCCAAGUGGAAGCGGUAGAUCAUCACCAGUGUUAAAUAAAGCUGCGUCAGUUGCUUCAGCCUCAUCUACAGCAACUUCAGAUGUUCGUAAACCUUGGGAGAAGGAAAACAAAGUAGCUGCCAACAAGUUUACUGCAUCAUCACCAAGCCAACCAACCACUAAUGGUACGACAAAUGUUCCAUCGAGUGGAUCACCAAAAAUGAUACGAAGGGCACGAGGCGGAUCAAUGUCAGUAAUACAAAACGGUUUACAGGACUCUGAUUUAGAGAGACUUAAACAAGAUAUCCUGACCGAAAUGAGAAAAGAAAUACAACAAGCUAAAUUAGAAAUAAUUGAAGCAAUAAGAGAGUCAAGUUCAAGAUAGAAGUCAUCAUGCCUUACUGCAUCAAUGUACUGGUUUUACAUGCAAAAUUACUCUAUAUAUACAUAUACAUAUAUACCCAGGAUAUAGUGAUAAAAGAAAUACGACUCUGAUUUACAAAAAGAAUGAUAGUUUGCCAUUCCAUAAAAUUUGCGAUUGCAUAAUUUUGCACAUCGAUGAGCGCUAGCGUUGUUUAAUCAAACCCUAUUUUUUAUCUAUUCCAUUUAAACCAGAAAAAUUUUGCAAAAUAAUGGUUAAUAUAUAUAUAGACAGAGUCUUAUGAAUUAUUGCAAGGUUUGGUGUUUAGUAGGUUUUAGUAUGAGAUUACAGGACCAAUAGCAUUAUUUUUGUGGUGUGUAGAUACUUAUUAAUGUGAGGUUAGACUUGCAUAUCUACAAGGCAGAAUUUGAUAGGUCGAAUAAACCUGUCAAUAAAGAAGCUGCUCUCUGAUUGGUCUGACUAUUAGAUUUUAGGUUUGGGUAGCCAAUCAGACACAAUUUUGUAAUUAGCUUUGCAUCGACUCUUGGUUUGUGGGAUUAGCCAAUGAAAAUCCCAACUGGACAUGUACGAUGGUGAAAUAUCUCCACCACUUCAUUUUCUGAAGGAUAUUUAGGAGAUAAAAAUAAAAAAAAAUAAACAAUUUUUUUGUACCUAUUUUACACAAGUUCUUGGCCAUUUGUUUUUUCCUCAUAUUUUCAUAUUAUAGUGCAUUACCUGGAUAUUCACUGGCUGAGGCCUUCAUAUGUGGGACACUGGGUUAGAAUACGGUUUUGACAAUGUCCAUAUUAACUGUUACUUGUCAGCUUAAGCUACUUAUUAUGUAGACUGGUGGAGACAAAUAUUUGAUGCUAUUUUUGAAGAGAUUAAAACCCAAUUCAUUACAGGGGUGAUGUUCUACUUAAUUACCUGGUGCGUAUAGCUGUCUCAUUGCCAACAUUUAGGCAGUUAAUGAACAUUUUGGAGAGGCCAGAACAUUUUUUUUUUUUACGUAUAUCCAUCUUCCAUAUAUAUAUAGACGAGUUUCACAAUAUAAAUAAAUAAAUUAAUUAGUGUGCCUAAUUAACAAUGCAAUGCUUGUAAGCAACUGACAUAUUCAAAGAUUAUGUUUAUUUUGUUGUAAUUAUUUUCAGUAUGGAAUUGUCAUGUUUACUAUUAAAUAUAUUAUAAUUGCUAUUAGAUGAAUCAUGGGCGCUAACAAAUGUACUUAACCAAAAUUGAAUAGUCAACCAGUGCCAUCUUCCUGUGUCAAUGUGGAAUUGUUUUAUUUAAAAAAAAUAUCAAUCAAAAUUUGGCAAUAAUGUAAACAAGCAGUUGGUAUAAUGAUUGUACUAUGGUAAUUGUUAGAAAACAGUGGUCAGACUCGUGAGUAUUUGGUGAUAGUGAAAAUAGUGCCCUUCAUUCUGAGGAAGGUGGACUCUGUCCUCGGGUAGGACUAGCAAUGGUAUACAAGAAAGUGUGUUCAUAUUUUUUAUUACCAUGAAACCUUUAAAGAAACUCAAUAAACUAAGCAGUUAGUAUCUUCAAAAUACAAAAUAUGUGUAUGGUGGUCACUCAUCAUGUCUUAAGUAUUAAGAUUAAUUGCAAUUGAGAAGAGUUGCCAUGCAGUAGGGUGUGUCUUUUUACAGUGUGUUCAACAGUUAUUUUUUUCACAAAGACUUUUUUUUUGAAUUGUAGAAUUACAAAAUGCUCUUACUUAUCACAUAAUAAACCAUGCAGUUUUAAUUAAAAA
Messenger RNA from Saccoglossus kowalevskii, 3385 nucleotides. RefSeq lists its product as uncharacterized. The record is from RefSeq and is a predicted model, not a curated record. Lineage: Eukaryota; Metazoa; Hemichordata; Enteropneusta; Harrimaniidae. Gene Ontology annotation, molecular function: SH3 domain binding.